Messenger RNA from Rhododendron vialii, 571 nucleotides. RefSeq names its product large ribosomal subunit protein eL29z-like. The record is from RefSeq and is a predicted model, not a curated record. Gene Ontology annotation, cellular component: ribosome; cytosolic large ribosomal subunit. Gene Ontology annotation, biological process: cytoplasmic translation. The transcript is spliced from 3 exons. Lineage: Eukaryota; Viridiplantae; Streptophyta; Magnoliopsida; Ericales; Ericaceae. Gene Ontology annotation, molecular function: structural constituent of ribosome. The coding region runs from base 142 to 327 and encodes 61 amino acids.
CCCAAAACGAUGGCAUCUAACCGACCCAAACCCAACUAUCGCUAGGGCCUCCCCAAGAAAUCAGAUAAAACACCUUCUUCUCAUUUCAAACCCUAACGCGAAAACCCUAACGCCGACUCUCCAGAGCCAAAAACCAAGCAGAUGGCGAAGUCGAAGAAUCACACGGCUCACAACCAGUCGCACAAGGCUCACCAGAACGGGAUCAAGAAGCCCAGGAAGCACCGUCAUGCUUCCACCAAAGGGAUGGAUCCUAAGUUCUUGAGGAACCAGAGGUAUGCGAGGAAGCACAACAAGAAGAGUGGUGAAACAGCCACAGAGGAAGAAUAGAUGCAUCACCCUCCUGAUGAAAUGGAGCUCACAGGGUUUUCUCUAGUUAGGGUUCUGUUUUAGUAGAUUUUGAGCAAGUUUUACUUCACUGUGAAACAGUUACCAGUUUAUUGGCAGGGGUUGAAUUUUACUUGUCAAGUAUGAGACUAUGAGCUAAACUGAAUUCUGAUUUUGUGGGAUGUUACUAUUGUUGUCUGUUAAGGAUCACAUUUUUAUGAGUUUAUUUGAAAUUCAUUUCUCUUUA